This is a messenger RNA of Geodia barretti, 6120 nucleotides long. NCBI's taxonomy places the organism in Eukaryota, Metazoa, Porifera, Demospongiae, Tetractinellida, Geodiidae. The record is from the annotation of a GenBank genome assembly.
CAGGUGGAUGUUAGGUCGGAUUGCAAAGUGAAUCGACGAAUGCAGUGAGCCCCAUGGAUGCAAUACAGCGGAAGUUGGAGGCUGCCAACCCAGCAACCCGUGCUCGCAGACAGCUGCCUCACGUUCCUGCCGUUCCUUCCACACAUGACCGGCCUUCUCCUCUCUACAAGCUGGUGCUGCAGAACCAGGAGAAUCCACCUCUGAUGAAGCCUAUGUCUUGGACCCGUGCAGCUCCUUACAAGGAAAUGAGGCACCACCGCUCCCCAUCGGAAUCCAUUGCCAACAAUUUCACUCCUUCAGCCAACAACCUAAAGUUGCACCAUCUCCACAGGAGAACCAGAUCACACUCCCCCACUCGGCAUCAUUCCCUCCCUCCCCUGCCUCCUCCAGCCAUGCCACCUCUCUACCACAAAACCCUUGGAGUGAGAGCCUCUCCCUCCCGUCCUCUGACCCCUCAGCAGCAGUUCCAGAGGAUUGAGGAGCACAAGACCCUCACCACUCCUCCCGACACAAAGGGGCCAUGCAGUUCAAAUUUGCAGCGGUAUCAUUACUACGUGAGGGAGGGUGUGAGUGAGGAAGAUUUAGCCCCCUUCCCAGAAGACACUCUGCCAGCAGUCCACAAACAUCUUGAUCCAAGUCUACUGGCCAAUCCCGACUGGGCAGCCCUCAUUGAAUCCCUGCACCAGGAGAUUGUGGAGGACUAUAAACACAGCCUGCAGAAGUGUAUUGUUGACUACAUCCUCCAAGAUCGCUCUGAACUGGCGAGGCUGAGAAUUCGAGCUGUUCCUAUCCCCUACCAGCCGAGAGUAGCGCGGGCUCCAGUUCCUUGGCAUGGCACAUGGCUGGAGGUCCACUCCACACAGACCCAGCAGCUGUUUACCACCAACAGCGUCAUGAGAGGCUUGCAAGAGCUCUGGCAGCACAAGUGUGUCUUCUAUCUCCCUACAACUCAUCUCCUCAAUCUCUUCCAUGGUCCACAGGUUCAGUAAGGUGCACCUAGUUGGUGUGGAUGCUCUACAGAAUGCAGAGCUGCCACUUUCCUUUGCUGAGUUUGAAGAACUGAUCAGGGCCCAGUGCAAACAAGCUAGGACCACCCUCAGAGACAUGUGGGUGAGUGAGUGUGGAGAUGUAUUCAGGGGGGAGAAGGGGAGCUGGGCCCACCUCAUCCCAGUGGACUCCAACCAGUCAGCAGUGCUGGCUGAGCACUUCUUCAACACCGCAGCCACGCUGAUGGUCAGGCAGCUGAGGCAAACUGUCAGAGUGUCUCUGGACAACUUCCUGUCUCUGCUAGAGCCUUAUGCUAGAGGCAAUGACUAUGAAGGAGACUACACAGACCUCAUGUUUGUCAAUAAGCCAGUGUUCCAUGUGGAACUGGUGGUGAAGGCGGCAGAGCUGAUGUUUGAUCCUCCUCUGUCUGAACUUGAGGCUGUGGUCCACAGACUCAUCUCUGCCAUCGUGGAGGCUGCUCAGGGCCUCCCAAGGGUGGAGCAUGUGUUGUUCCCUGAGCUCGAGGGACACACACUGGAGCUGCCCUGUGUGAAUGUGGAGGAAGGGCCAGUCGUUGAAGCCAGAGAGAAGGCAAUUGCCAUGCUCUGCUGCAAUCUGCGCGGCCCUCACAAGUAUGUGGCUGCUGUGUAUGACGAGCACAAACAGCUCCUGGAUGGUCAGGCGCUCAGAGAGGUACAGGCCUUCCUGCGCUCUGAGCCUGAACUCCCGGCUUUUGCUAAGAGAGUCAGGUCCCUGCGCAGCUCCAGUGCUGAGCUGGCAGAGCUGAGAAGGUCAGUCAGACUGAACCUGCUCCACCUCAGCUGUGGGCAGGUCAACGAUCUUCUCUCUGGCAUGACUGUGGAGCUUGCUGAACUCAUUACCACCCAUCUGGUGGAGGACAACAGACAUAAGAACAAGGACUUGUGUCAGCGAUACGAUGACAUUGCCACGAGAGUGUAUGAAGAUCCUCAGAGCACUGGGGACAUGGUGGACCUGGAUCAGUUCCUCACUAAAUCUCGUGAGGACACAGUAUUCAGACUGCAGGCAGAGGUGAGAACUGCAGCCGAAAGGCUCCAGUUUCUGCUGGACUUUGUGGUCCUGCCAGAGGAAGACCUGAAGCUGAACAGCCAGACAUUCAAGUGGCCGGCUCGGAUGGAGCCUAUAUUCGAAGUCAGCCAGGCAAAAAUGGGGAAAAAGAGGGAGAAGGUUGAGGAGGAGCUAAGGGAUCGCAGGAAGAGGUUCGAGGCCCGACUGGAGGAGUAUCAUGCUACAGUGGAGCAGUUCCAGGAGAAAGAGAUCCCGAGAUCUGUGGACGACAUCAGGAGUGUGGUAGAGGAGCUUGCAGGGCUGGGAGUAUCUGUCGAGGAGUGCAAGGCCGAGAUGAUGGAGAUCAACAACGAGGAGGAGCUGCUGCAGUGGGAAAUGACUCCCUACCCUCUGAUCCAGACUGUGCUCCACUCCAAGGAGCCGUAUGAUAGGCUAUGGAAUACUGCCAUCAGUUACUAUGACAAGCAUGAGCAGUGGAUGAACGCUCCGUUCCUGAAGAUUGAUGCAGAGAAGGUGGAGGAGGAAGUCAGUGGCAUGUGGAGGACAUUGCACAAACUGACACGGACAUUCGCUGAUCAACCACAACCCAAGCGCUCAGCAGAUCUGUACAAGAUGAAGCUGAAUGAGUUCAAGGAGCAUCUACCUCUUCUGCAGACCUUCUGCAAUCAAGGUCUCCGUGACCGUCACUGGCAGAGGAUGAGUGAGGUUGUUGGCUUUGAGUUGAAACCAAGCCCAGACACCCCCCUUAGCACCAUGCUGGGCUAUGGCCUGCAGAAACACCUGGAGAAACUAGAGGAGGUAGGAGCUGCAGCCACCAAAGAAUACUCCCUUGAGAAGGCCAUGGAAAAGAUGGUGAAAGACUGGGCGAUGAUGGAGUUCAUCUUCCUCGAGUACAGGGACACUGGAAUAUCCAUCUUGUCUGCGGUGGAUGACGUGCAAGUUUUGCUGGACGAUCACAUUGUGAAGACGCAGACCAUGAGAGGCUCUCCAUUCAUCAAACCAUUCGAGGAGGAUAUAAAACAGUGGGAACAGAAACUGAUGCUCAUCCAGGACAUCAUGGAUGCUUGGCUGAAAUGCCAGGCCACGUGGCUCUAUCUUGAGCCCAUCUUCUCAUCGGAGGACAUCAUGGCCCAGAUGCCAGAAGAGGGCCGCAAGUUUGGAAUAGUGGACCGCACAUGGAGAGACAUCAUGACGGAAUCAGUGAAGGACGCGCAUGCUCUGGUGGUGACCAGUCAGGAGAACAUGCUGGGUCGCCUCCAGAAAGCCAACAAGCUUCUGGAGGAGAUACAGAAAGGUCUAAAUGACUACCUGGAGAAGAAGAGGCUGUACUUUCCUCGGUUUUUCUUCCUUUCAAAUGACGAGCUGCUGGAAAUCUUGUCUGAGACCAAAGACCCACUUCGGGUCCAGCCUCAUCUGAAGAAGUGUUUUGAGGGAAUUGCUAAACUGCAGUUCACCGAGGAGCAGCAUGUCACUGGAAUGAUCAGUAGUGAGAAAGAGACUGUUCCAUUCUCAAAGACCAUCAUACCAGUUGAUGCUAAGGGGAUGGUGGAGAAAUGGCUGCUACAGGUGCAGGAGGUUAUGAUAGUCAGUCUGAAGGAUGUGAUGGAGCAGGCAGUGGGUGCCUACGAGGACGAGUCUCGUGUGCAAUGGGUGGUGCAGUGGCCGGGACAGGUGGUGCUUGCUGGAACCUCCAUCUACUGGACCAGAGAUGUGGCGGCUGCCAUCAGGAAUGGGACUCUCAAGGAGUACUUGGACCUCAGCAACCGUCAGAUUGAGCAGAUUGUGGAGAAGGUGAGAGGGAAACUGCCAAAGAUGGCAAGAGUCACACUCGGAGCUCUUACUGUGCUGGAUGUCCACGCUCGAGACGUGGUCAGUAAACUGUACAGUGACGGAGUUGCAUCUGAUGUGGACUUCCAGUGGAUCAGUCAGCUACGCUACUACUUGGAGGAGGGGAGGGUUGUCGUGAGGAUGAUCACAACCGAUGUUCCCUAUGGAUACGAGUACCUUGGUAACACAGGGCGACUGGUGAUCACUCCACUAACUGACAGAUGCUAUCGCACCCUGAUGGGGGCCCUCAAGCUGCACCUGGGAGGAGCUCCUGAGGGGCCUGCAGGCACGGGAAAGACCGAGACUUGCAAAGACCUUGCCAAGGCAGUGGCCAAGCAGUGUGUGGUGUUCAACUGCUCAGAUGGACUGGACUACAAGGCCAUGGGCAAGUUCUUCAAGGGUCUGGCACAGGCAGGAGCGUGGGCCUGCUUCGAUGAGUUCAACCGCAUUGAGCUGGAGGUGUUGUCAGUGAUAGCUCAGCAGAUCCAGAGCAUCCAGGUGGCCGUGAACCAAGGGGUGGAGAGGUUUGUCUUUGAGGGCACAGAGAUCUCCAUCGACACUUCCUGCACUGUCUUCAUCACCAUGAACCCAGGCUACGCCGGCAGACAGGAGCUGCCCGACAACCUCAAGGUUCUGUUCCGGACGGUGGCAAUGAUGGUUCCAGACUAUGCUCUGAUCGGAGAGAUCAUGCUCUACUCCAUGGGCUUCGUUGAUGCUCGCAGUCUGUCAGCCAAGAUUGUGGCCACCUACAAACUGUGCUCCGAGCAGCUCUCCUCCCAGCACCACUAUGACUAUGGGAUGCGGGCAGUCAAAUCAGUCCUGACAGCAGCCGGUAACCUGAAGCUCAAGUAUCCGGAGGAGAGUGAGAGUGUUCUGCUGCUCAGAGCCAUCAAUGAUGUCAACCUGCCCAAGUUCCUUGCUCACGACCUACCCCUGUUUGCUGGGAUCACCUCUGACCUUUUCCCUGGCGUUAAACUUCCCAAACCGGACUACGACAGUCUGACAGAUGCUCUCUGUGACAACAUGGCAAAGAUGGAGCUGCAGCCUGUGCCUUGGUUCAUCACCAAGAUCAUUGAGAUCUAUGAGAUGAUGUUAGUGAGGCACGGGUUCAUGAUUGUUGGAGAUGCGAUGGGAGGGAAAACAUCAGCAUACAAGGUACUGGCAGCUGCUCUUGCAGACCUCAAUGUGUCUGGACUGCUGGAGGAGUUCAAGGUGGAUUUGCAGAUUAUCAACCCCAAGAGUGUCACCAUACAGCAGUUGUAUGGCAGCUUCGACCCAGUCUCCCACGAGUGGUCAGACGGAGUUCUGGCCGCGGCCUUCAAGGAACAGGCCUCAGCCACUGAUGAAAACCGGAAGUGGAUCGUAUUCGAUGGGCCAGUUGACGCUAUCUGGAUUGAGAACAUGAACACAGCUCUUGAUGACAACAAGAAGCUGUGUCUAAUGAGUGGGGAGAUUGUGCAGAUGACAGGCAAACAGAAUUUGAUCUUUGAGCCUGAGGACCUUGAGGUGGCCUCACCUGCCACUGUCAGUAGAUGUGGUAUGAUCUACAUGGAGCCUCACCAACUGGGGUGGCAGCCUCUGGUAGACUCCUACCUCACCUCCAUCCCUGACGCCGUCACAGAAAAGAACAGAGAUCUGUUUUCAAAGCUGAUGGACGAGAACCGCAGCUUGGUGCAGGGACUGGUUGACUGGCUGGUCCAGCCUGCUCUCGAUUUCAUUCGACACGACUGCCGACUGUUUGUGACCACCUCAGCUCUGCACAGAGUCCGCUGUCUUCUUCAGCUCUACACUUGUCUCCUCGAUGAUUUCAUUGAUGGCAUGGAGUCUGUUCCACAGUCUCAGAGUCUAGUGUGGCUACCCUGUCUCUUCCUCUUCUCCCUGGUCUGGUCUCUUGGGGGAGCCCUCGUUGGAGACUCUAGGACUAAGUUUGACGUCUUCUACCGCACCCUCAUCUCUGGUACUGAUCAGCAGCACCCUCGCCCCAAGAAUAUCAAACUGGCCAAGAACCACCUUCUCCCUGAGAGGGACACAGUGUUUGAUUACUUCUUCCAGAAGACGGGCGGGGUCUGGGCUCCCUGGGAGGACCUUCUGGACAGAAAUGCCUCCAUCCCAGCAGGAGCCAAGGUCACCGAGCUCAUCAUCCCCACUGUAGACACUGCCAGACAGACCUACUUUCUGGACGCCCUUACGAGGCACGGUGUUCCUCUCCUGCUGGUGGGCCCCACUGGCACUGGGAAAUCAGCCAUCACCAACGCUACC